CGAUCCAUAAUUGACCGUUUAUAAACAAGAAGUGAACAAUGUACACUAGUGAGCUGAGCAAUGUUGAAGAUUUUCCGGCCACAAAAUAAGUCCAAUUCCACCGGAAAACUCCCUUUUCUAUCUUUCAAAUUAUCUUAUUGCUCCUCAAAUUCACAGCCAUCUUCUUCAUUUGCAUCGUCACAUACACAGCCUUUAUAUCUCACCAACGCUAUACUCAAUUGCAAAAGCACUAAACGUGCCCUGAAACUUUUUUACUCAGCCCCAAAACACAUUUCUUAUAAAAACACUCUUGAGCUACAUUCCGCUAUUAUUCACGUCUUGAACGAUGCUAAAAUGUACCUGCAGGCUCGAUGUUUGAUAAAAUGUCUCUUAGAACUGCUGCUUAAGACCCGGAGUUCUAAACGCGCUUGUUCUUCUGUUUUUGAUGCGAUCAGUGAGUUGAAAAGCAAGAAAGGGAAUUUUAAUGUGUUUGGGAUGUUGAUAAUUGCAUUGUCGGAGAUGAGUUUGGUUGAAGAAGCUAGGUGGGUUUUUGGGAAAUUAGGGGUAUUGCCUUCUGUGCAAGCGUGUAAUGCGCUGUUGGAUGGGUAUGUUAAGAUGGGGUGGUUUGAUUCUAUGUGGGAACUUUAUAAUUUUAUGUUGGAACGUGGUUUGGUGCCUAGUGUUGUUACUUAUGGUAUAUUGAUUGAUGCUUGUUGCCGUCGUGGCGAAAUCGAGAAAGCAUAUAAGCUGUUUGAUGAGAUUUCGUAUAAGAGGAUAACGCCGAAUGUUGUGAUUUAUACUACCCUUAUAUGUGGGUUAUGUGGGGAUGGUAGAAUUUUAGAAGCCGAAAGAUUGUUUAAGACAAUGCAGGAAGCUGCUGUGCUUCCUAAUUUACAUACAUACAAUGCUCUGAUGGAUGGGUAUUUUAAAUUGGCAAAUGUUUAUGCAGCUCUUGGAUUGUAUCAAGAGAUGUUGAGAAAAGACGUGAUGCCAAAUGUUGUUUCGUUUUGUAUUAUUAUCGAUGGGCUUAGCAAAGAAGGUAAAGCUGCAGCUGCACAUAGUUAUCUUGUGUGCAUGAUCAAGUUUGGUGCUAUUCCUAAUUUGAUACUUUAUAAUUGUUUGAUUGGAAGCUACUCUAGGGAAGGCAAUUUGGCUGCAGCAGUAAAAAUAUUUUCAGAAAUGGAAAGUUAUGGGUAUGCACCGGAUGCAUUUACUUAUAAUACCCUUAUUAAGGUUUAUUGUUCUGAAGGUGGAUUAGAGAAGGCACAUCACCUUUUUCAUGAAAUGAAUAAAUAUGGGAUCACUGCAAACUCUGUGACCUACAAUAGUUUGAUAGACGGUUACUGUAAAAAAGGUAAUAUGGACGAGGCUUCUAAGUUGUGUUCAAAUAUGAUGGAAACAGGUAUCAAGCCCAAUGUCAUCACCUUUUCGACUUUGAUAGAUGGUUACUGUAAGAUAAGGAACAUGGAAGCUGCUAUGGGAUUAUAUAUAGAAAUGGUAAUUAAAGGUCUUGAACCAGAUGUGGUUACUUACUCAUCUUUGAUUCAUGGACAAUUCAAAGACGGUAACACCAAAGCAGCCCUUCGUUUGUAUACUGAGAUGGAAGAAGCACAUGUGACGCCUAAUGCUUUUACAGUAAGUUGUAUGAUUGACGGGCUUUGCAAAAACGGAAUGAUUGCUGAAGCAAUAAAAUAUUUCCUAGAUAAACCCAUAUCUCAGCUUUCUGGCACUAAUAUUGCUCAGAUGGACCAUGAAGGUUGUUUAGCAAAUAAUGUUACUUAUACCGCUUUGAUUCAGGGUCUGUGCAAGGAUGGGCAGAUCUCUACAGCCAGUAAGCUUUUCUCAGACAUGCGUUCCCUUGAUUUGAGACCGGAUGUCCUCAGUUAUUAUACCAUCAUGAAGGGGCAUUUAAAAGUUAAGAAUGUGCUUGAUGUCAUGGUGCUACAGGCAGAUAUGGUCAAGUUGGGUAUCAUUGCAGACAGUCUCAUAUGUGAUAUGUUGACUAAUAUCCAUCAUGAGGUUGGAGAUCUGACCUCAGCACUCAAGUGUUCAUAGCAUCUGCAAAUACCCAGUCUUGAGUUGAUAAUAGAUUUAUAAGUUCUACGAUAUAGGGGGUGGGGGGCACUAACUCUGCUUAGCGGACCUAAUGCUUGAUGAAAUUUGAGAUGAGUAAGAGUGUACAGUGUUGUGCUUGUAGCCUACCCAUCAGUUGAGGAAACAACAUUGUUCCCCAGGUUUCCUAGAACCCAGUUGCCUGAGCACUGUUGAUUGCAUAACACCAAAAUCAAGCGGUCAAGAGUUUCCAGAUGAUUGUUGAGCUAACAUGUUAGGCCAAAUGCUAGUUACUUGAAAUGUGACUCGUUGAGCCAGUGUGUGUAUGUAGGAACCAAGAAGCGAAACAAAGUUCUUUGAUGUUUGGGGCGUGUCUGAACUCUGAACAGAAGAGUGUUGAAGGUUUUGAACAAGUAACAUCACUUGCAUGUGUGACAGCAGCAGUAGUGAAGCCUGGAAUCGAGAUAUCCAGAACCAACCAUUGAACCAUGUGUGUAUGCGAUCUCACUAUCUUUCCUCAUAUCCGCAUCCGGAUCAUCAUCAUGUGACCAAACUGAUUAAUGGACCUAGUUGCUAAUGUAAAUGUUUAUUGCUCCAAACUGAUACUUAUUUACAAAACUAUAUGUACUCUGUUUAACCA
This is a messenger RNA of Daucus carota subsp. sativus, 2671 nucleotides long. RefSeq names its product pentatricopeptide repeat-containing protein At5g61400. The transcript has a single exon. Gene Ontology annotation, molecular function: protein binding. Bases 61 to 2034 code for a protein of 657 amino acids. The record is from RefSeq and is a predicted model, not a curated record. NCBI's taxonomy places the organism in Eukaryota, Viridiplantae, Streptophyta, Magnoliopsida, Apiales, Apiaceae.